Molecule: messenger RNA, 921 nt
Organism: Nanorana parkeri
Lineage: Eukaryota; Metazoa; Chordata; Amphibia; Anura; Dicroglossidae
Product: olfactory receptor 49-like
Exons: 2
Biological process (GO): G protein-coupled receptor signaling pathway
Cellular component (GO): membrane
Molecular function (GO): olfactory receptor activity; G protein-coupled receptor activity
Source: RefSeq, a predicted model, not a curated record
AUGAUAUCUCUGAAUCAAACUACAUUCAUACUUGUUGGGUUCACAUUUAGCCCUUGGGUUGAAAAUCUUGUGCUUUUACUUUUUAUACUACUUUAUAUUAUAUCUCUAACUGGAAACCUGUUGAUCAUUGCAGCCAUCUGGCUGGACAGACGUCUCCAUGUUCCCAUGUACUUCUUCCUCACCAGUCUGGCCUUCUUGGACAUUUGGUUUAUAUCAUCCACAGUUCCCAAAUUGCUCACUAUCUUGGCUUCCAAUAACAGAAUAAUUUCUUUACCUGGAUGCUUUCUACAGCUUUAUUUUUAUGUUUCUCUUGGAACUAUAGAAUUCUAUCUUUUAGCGGUCAUGUCAGUAGAUCGGUAUGUGGCAAUCUGUCACCCACUGAGGUAUCAUUCCAUCAUCUCUCUCAGGGUUUGUCUUUGGUUGGUUUUAGUGUCAUGGAUAUUUGGCUUUCUUACUUUCAUCUACCCCACAGUUCUACUGUUUGGUCUGAAUUUUUGUGGACCAUAUGAAAUCAAUCAUUUUUUCUGUGACAGUUCAGCAGUGGUGGAGAUCAGUUGCUCAGAUAUAAAACAGUUUGAUAUGGUCUUUGCCAGUUUUGCUUCAGCUGUAAUUAUGGGCUCGUUCAUCCUUACUUUGAUUUCCUACUGCAAUAUUCUUAUUACUGUCCUAAUGAUACCUUCAGCCAGUGGGAAAAUCAAAGCCUUCUCCACUUGUACUUCUCAUUUCACAGUGGUAUCAUUAGUCUAUGGUAGUGCCAUCUUUAUAUAUGUACGUCCAGUGGAAAGUUCAUCUCCUGACCUUAAUAAAAUUGUGGCGCUUCUUAAUAGUGUUCUGACACCAGUACUUAAUCCAUUCAUAUACAGCCUGAGGAACAAGCAGGUCCAACAAGUUUUCAGGGCCAGCUUCCAUCAGGUAUUUUCC